UUUGGGAUUGUACCCAUCCGCCGUGACUCAUUCCUCUCCGCCGCUUGGGACGACACCAUCAAGCUCUGGACCGUCGACCGCCCCGCCAGCCUCCGUACCUUCAAGGAGCACACCUACUGCGUCUACUCCGCCGCCCCUUGGAACCCCCGCCACGCCGACGUCUUCGCCUCCGCCUCCGCCUCCGGCGACUGCACCGUCCGCAUCUGGGACGUCCGCGAGCCCGGCUCCACCAUGAUCAUCCCGGCCCACGAGUUCGAGAUCCUCUCCCUCGACUGGAACAAGUACGACGACUGCGUCGUGAUCGCCACGGGCUCGGUCGACAAGAGCAUUCGGAUUUGGGAUGUGAGGAAUUACCGGGUCCCCGUGGCCGCGCUCAACGGGCACGGGUACGCCGUGAGGAAGGUGAGGUUCUCGCCGCACAGGGGGAGCUUGAUGGCGUCGUGCUCCUACGACAUGACGGUGUGCUUGUGGGAUUACAUGGUGGAGGAUUCGCUCGUGGGGAGGUAUGAUCAUCACACGGAAUUCGCUGUGGGCGUCGACAUGAGCGUGUUCGUCGAAGGGCUUCUCGCUAGUACAGGUUGGGACGAGCUUGUUUAUGUUUGGCAACAUGGGACCGAUCCUAGAGCUCCUUGAAUUAGGAUAACAAAUUUCAUUUUUUUGGGUCGUCCGCUCAUUGAGCUGUAUCAACUUGGGAUCAGGAUUCUGAAUGGCCAAAUUUGAAAGCGUAAUUGUCGUUCUACGGUUGAUCUUGGUAAAUGACUCGCAAAUAAAUAGAUUGUAAAUUAGAUUCAAUGAAGCAGGGAAAAUUUCUAUUU
Molecule: messenger RNA, 815 nt
Organism: Syzygium oleosum
Lineage: Eukaryota; Viridiplantae; Streptophyta; Magnoliopsida; Myrtales; Myrtaceae
Product: peroxisome biogenesis protein 7-like
Exons: 1
Biological process (GO): protein import into peroxisome matrix
Cellular component (GO): peroxisomal matrix; cytosol
Molecular function (GO): protein binding
Source: RefSeq, a predicted model, not a curated record